AUGCUAGUGGACUACUAUACUGAGCUCUUCACUUCAUCAAAUCCUAUGGACUUCUCGGAGAUCACUGAGGCAAUACAACCGAAAGUCUCCCAGGAAAUGAACUCUAGGCUACUCAGGGAAUUCCAACCGGGGGAAGUAUUCCAAGCCUUGAAGCAAACGUACCCUCUGAAAGCUCCUGGACCCGACGGUAUGCCUCCCCUCUUUUUUCAGCAUUUUUGGCCUACUGUGGGCGAUGUGGUUUCUAAAUCUGUGCUUGACUUUCUUAACUCUGGCAUUAUACCCCCAAAUUUCAAUGCUACUCACAUUGUUUUAGUCCCUAAAAAUAAAAGUCCUAAGAGAGUUUCAGAUUAUAGACCUAUAAGUCUAUGUAAUGUAAUCUACAAACUAGCUUCUAAAACAUUGGCUAAUAGACUGAAGAAAAUCUUACCUUCUAUCAUCAGUGACUCACAAAGUGCCUUUGUUAAUGGUAGAUUGAUUACUGACAAUGUUUUAGUAGCAUUUGAAUGUAUGCAUCAUAUUAGCCAGAGAAAAACAGGGUCCACUGGUGAGAUGGCGAUUAAGCUCGACAUGAGCAAAGCGUUUGAUAGAGUGGAAUGGGCUUGUCUUGAUAAGAUCAUGGAGAAGCUGGGUUUCCACCAAAGGUGGAGGGCUUUAGUGAUGCAAUGUGUUUCCUCGGUCACCUAUUCCGUUCGAUUAAACGGUAAACCAAGGGGUCAUAUAGUUCCUACAAGGGGUCUGCUCCAGGGGGAUCCACUCUCCCCCUAUCUCUUCUUGUUGUGUGCUGAGGGCCUUUUGGCCUUGAUCAAAGGUGCUGUGUCCAAAGGUAGUGUAAAGGGUUUUGCGGUGUGUAGAAGAGGCCCUAGCAUUUCUCAUCUGUUUUUCGCAGACGAUAGUAUUAUUUUCUGCAAAGCAUCGUUGGGGGAUUGUGAUGCUCUUCACCGUAUUCUUGCGGUGUAUGAGUUGGCUUCUGGGCAACAACUGAAUAGGGCCAAAACAUCUUUGUUCUUUAGCCCCAACACGAAACCUGAAAUCAAAAAUGAAAUUCAAGCUAGAUUUGGGGCUCAGGUGGGUAAUGGAAAGAGUAUUCACAUAUGGCAAGAUAGGUGGUUACCCACUCCUUCCCAGUACAAAGUGAUUUCCCCUCCCUUUCUGUUACAUCCUGCUGCUCGGGUUGAGGAGCUGAUUGAUCCUGUGACUAGGGAAUGGAAAAUGGAGCUUAUCCAUAGGAUUUUCCUCCCUCAUGAAGCAGAUAUCAUUGGGGGUAUUGUUUUAAGCUCUAAUCUCCCUAAGGAUAUGCAGAUUUGGGCAGCUACCACAAAUGGUAGGUUCAAUGUUAGGAGUGCAUAUUGGCUGGCUAUGGAACCAACUCUAGGGAAUGGUGCUUCCUCGACCUCGGAUAACAGCAAUAUGAGGAAGUUUUGGAAGUACCUUUGGAGUAUCAACAUUCCCCACAAGGUUAAACAUUUCGCCUGGCGCGCAUGCAAGGAAAUUCUUCCCACCAAAGAAAACUUGAAGAGAAGGAAAGUAAUUGAGAAUAGCGAUUGUGAUAACUGCUUGUCUCAUGAGGAGUCCACGGGCCACCUCUUUUGGAGUUGUAGCCAGUCCCAAGAAAUUUGGGCUAUUUCGAAACUCUUCCCCAAAAUCUAUGAUUGGCCUGUAUUAUCCUUUUUGGACUUACUGUGGUUCAUUGUUGUGGUUGAACAAUGGGAUCAGUAUCGAGUGGAGAAGGAGUAUCAAGCCUGCUGCAUGAAGGUGGAAGAGCACAGACCAAGCUUGGUUGUGAAUUGGACCCCUCCACCCCCUCAGCAUUACAAAAUAAAUGUUGACGGUGCGGUUUUUGGGGCUCAAAAAGCUGCUGGGAUUGGAAUUCUGGUCCGUGAUGCAGAGGGCAGAGUAAUUGGAGCUUGUAGUAAAAAAAUUAAGGCUCCUCUUGGAGCUGUGGAGGUGGAAGCCAAAGCUUUGGAGGUUGGCGUUCAGUUUGCAAAAGACUUACUUAUCCAUGACAUUCUCCUUGAAAGUGAUUCACUGAACUUGAUCAAUGCUUUAAAGGAAUUGGCCCCUCCCCCUGCUUCUGUUGCUGCUGUAUUGUAUGGUGUCCUUGCAUCCCUUCAUGAUUUUUGUAGUGUGGAGUUGUCUCAUGUCUGCAGGCUUGGCAAUAGGCCAGCCCACCUACUAGCAAAGCAUGCCUUAGGCAUUGCAGAUUUUUCUACUUGGAUAGAGGAGAACCCUUGUUUUAUUGAACAAGCUCUUCUAUAUGAUGUUCUUGUUCCCCAUCUUUGA
This is a messenger RNA of Quercus robur (English oak), 2280 nucleotides long. RefSeq lists its product as uncharacterized. The coding region runs from base 1 to 2280 and encodes 759 amino acids. The transcript is spliced from 3 exons. Gene Ontology annotation, molecular function: RNA-DNA hybrid ribonuclease activity; nucleic acid binding. The record is from RefSeq and is a predicted model, not a curated record. NCBI's taxonomy places the organism in Eukaryota, Viridiplantae, Streptophyta, Magnoliopsida, Fagales, Fagaceae.